UCAACGCCAGCUGAUCAACUCCGCCAUAAAGCGAAACUCCAAGGUCCUGCACCCUCCCACACCAGAUCAUUACCCCCAGCCCUACCUCUCGGAUCCUAAAUCAACACAAAUCAUCCUCCCCAAAGCCCCCAAAAUUUCAGGAUUUCGAUCGCAAUUUCGUGUACCCAUUUGAGAUUUUGAAUCCAUCGGUCGAUCGGUUGAGCGCGAGAGGGAACAUGAAGAUCACAGCUUUAUUGGUGCUGAAGAUCAACCCGGACGGAUCCGACCCGAUCAUCCUCGCCAAUGCCUCCGAUGUCAGCCAUUUCGGCUACUUCCAGCGCUCCAGCGUCAAGGAAUUCAUCGUCUUCGUGGGCCGAACCGUCGCCAAACGCACCCCGCCUGGUCAGCGACAGUCCGUUCAACAUGAAGAGUACAAAGUGCACUCGUACAAUAGAAAUGGACUCUGCGCAUUGGGUUUCAUGGACGAUCAUUAUCCAGUCCGAAGUGCAUUUUCUCUACUAAACCAGGUGCUGGAUGAGUAUCAGAAAAAUUUUGGUGAUUCUUGGCGACGUGUGAGUGCUGAUGGGGCUCAACCGUGGCCCUAUCUAAAUGAAGCUCUUACCAAGUUUCAGGAUCCUGCAGAGGCUGAUAAGUUGCUGAAAAUUCAGAGGGAGUUGGAUGAAACAAAAAUUAUACUUCACAAAACUAUUGAUAGUGUGCUUGCCCGUGGUGAGAAGCUGGAUAGUCUUGUUGAAAAGAGUUCAGACCUCAGUGCAGCAUCACAGAUGUUUUACAAGCAGGCGAAGAAAACCAACCAAUGUUGUACCCUCCUGUAAGGUUUAUGAGGCGUUGUGACGACGAGAACACCUUGUUCAUGAUGGAUGAAAGAGUAGGGAUUCUUAGAAUGUCCAUAUAUCAUUUACCAAUUGUUUGCAUGGUUGAAAUUGUGUGUGGAUUUUCACUCGCUAAGAUUCUGUCGCACUCUCGAGUAAUGUGAGCAGCAAAUGUUAUUGAACAUAUAGUCUCAUAAUCUAAGUUUGUUCCAGAGUUGA
This is a messenger RNA of Rhodamnia argentea, 1031 nucleotides long. RefSeq names its product VAMP-like protein YKT61. The transcript is spliced from 6 exons. Gene Ontology annotation, cellular component: Golgi apparatus; membrane. Gene Ontology annotation, molecular function: SNAP receptor activity. Bases 216 to 815 code for a protein of 199 amino acids. The record is from RefSeq and is a predicted model, not a curated record. Gene Ontology annotation, biological process: endoplasmic reticulum to Golgi vesicle-mediated transport. Lineage: Eukaryota; Viridiplantae; Streptophyta; Magnoliopsida; Myrtales; Myrtaceae.